AUGGCAUCGCUUGCUGGAUUCGCUGCAGUCUCCUCAAUCUGGCAGACAUUCGGCGUGAAACACCGCAUCGUUCGUGAUAGCGAUAUUGCGCGUAAAGAAAGUGGUUUGGCAGCGACCAAGGAUAUGCUGGCAGUCAAGCAAAGUCGUCUGCGUGCAUUGCAACGUAAGAUGUCCGAAGCAUCACAGGACAAGGGUGGAAUCAUGACCAGAAUGAUUGGUUCGUUCAAAGGCAACUCAGACACAAACGAGCAACGCAGCCUGGAAAUGGAGAUCUCGGGACUGGAGACAAUGUCGAUGACUCUUUCCUCUUCUCUGGCGACCCUUAAGACUCGACAUGCAACACAACAAAGAUCGCAGAACAGCCUUGGACGUGUGUUGAAUGUGCUUAAUCUUGGCUUUUCAUUCUACUGUCUCUAUCGCAUUGCAGCGACAUCUGUUUCUUCAUUACGCAGAUGGUGGCAACCAAACACAACAUUUGCGACCUCAGAUCCCAUCAACAAUGUUCUUGCUCUACUCACCACGCAUUACGACCCAUCACUGGAUCGCGAAGCUUGGUCUCGCCAGAUCUCUUUCGUGCUGUCAGGUGUCAUGCUCCUGCUGUCCUUCAAUGCUGUUCUCCAGACUUUCCGCUUGUUUACUCGCUUCUUCCCCAAGCUAGCCGCUCGCGCACAAUCUGCUCUACCGCUCGUCAUCUCUCAGGUCGCAGGUGCCUACGUCAUCUCUUCUGCAUUGCUUUUGAGAAGUAACCUGCCUAGCGAGGUGAGCAGUGUUAUCAGCGAGGCUUUGGGUGCACCUUUGGAAGGGCGUUUUGUUGAGGCAUGGUUUGAGAGUUGGUUCUUGAUUGCUGUAGUAACAACAAGCAUCGGUAUCUUCAUAAGUCGCAAGGUGGGAUCAUCUACUGAUUGGGAAGACUGGGAAGAAAGUCAAGAUAUGGAAAUGGGAAAGAUGCAUUAA
Messenger RNA from Aureobasidium musti, 954 nucleotides. Lineage: Eukaryota; Fungi; Ascomycota; Dothideomycetes; Dothideales; Saccotheciaceae. The record is from the annotation of a GenBank genome assembly.